Messenger RNA from Aspergillus uvarum CBS 121591, 1618 nucleotides. RefSeq names its product M48 family metallopeptidase. The coding region runs from base 439 to 1542 and encodes 367 amino acids. Gene Ontology annotation, molecular function: metalloendopeptidase activity. The transcript has 9 exons. Lineage: Eukaryota; Fungi; Ascomycota; Eurotiomycetes; Eurotiales; Aspergillaceae. The record is from RefSeq and is a predicted model, not a curated record. Gene Ontology annotation, cellular component: mitochondrial inner membrane. Gene Ontology annotation, biological process: mitochondrial protein processing; protein quality control for misfolded or incompletely synthesized proteins.
UGUGAAACUACUCGCGCAGCUCCCUGCUUCAGUGAGAGACUGCGAAAUUAUACUUAUAUAUAUAUUGAUUGGUCCCACAACGACAUGCUUUUCGGUGCUCGAUCAAACCUACGCCCCCAUCUUGUAUGCGCUUGAACAUAAAAGUCUCAUUCAAGGCUAGCAUAGACGGAUUGAAGCUGUUGCCCGACGUAAACUCUUGAAGUUGUGGCUUAUUGAGGCUGCGGGACACUUUCAAUAGGGAACUGUACUGUAUACCCCGGCCGCACUCUCGGCCGGGCUUCUCCGCCAACUGUCGGGAUCCAUGAUCCAAUCCGCUCAAGCUCCAACCUACCUCCGCAUUCCACUGCACCUUAACAAUCGUCUUACUAUUCAUCCAGGUCGAUCUUCUCUCUACUGUCAGCGUGCGACUAAGCUACGUGAUAUCUAAAUCUGACCGUCAUGCUACAUCAAACCAUAGAGCGAAUGCUCUCUCGCGUAGUUCCCCAGACAAACCAGAGUUCUUACAUCGCAUUGCAAAGUCGUAUUACCUCGACCAGGACAUUCGCAAGCCAUACCUCACGCUUCCGAACUGUCUCUCGAUACCUCCAUCAGCCACAGAUCCGUACGUUCUCAAGCUCCGGCCGUAGAUGCAGCAAUGGGAACUACAACCGAUUCAACAACUCAGGCCGGGGCCCACGGGCGCCGCCGUUGAUUUAUCACUUGUUGUCGCGGGCGCGUACCGGGCAUUUCGUGAUAAUAGGCCUUGGGGCAUCAGCAUUCUACUACUAUAAUACCGAGGUAGUGGAGAUGACUGGCCGGCGGCGGCUCAACUUCAUAUCCGUGCAACAUGAGCUGGAGCUCGGAGACCAAGCCUAUCGAGAGAUCCUCGCAGAGCAUCGAGAUCGCAUACUGCCAGACUCUCACCCAGAUGCUAAGGUAGUGCACCGUGUACUCCAGCGACUCAUUCCUCAGGCGCGCGUAGAAGGCGCCCAGUGGAGAGCACACGUCAUCAAAGCGGACGAUGUCAGAAAUGCUUUUGUUCUUCCCGGGGGGAAAGUCUUUGUCUUUACCGGCAUCUUGCCUUUCUGCAAGGAUGAGGAUGGUCUGGCUGCGGUCCUCGGCCAUGAGAUCGCGCAUGUGGUGGCUCACCAUAGUGCGGAGGGUAUGACUCGGAAUUAUCUUCUGAGGUCUGUUGUUACGGUUGUCUCGCUGCUCUUCGAUAUCUCAGCCAUGAUCCCUGCGUAUUUGUCGCAUUAUUUGAUUAACUUGCCCAAUUCUCGGGUACAGGAGGCUGAAGCGGACGACAUGGGAUUGAUCAUGAUGGCUCGAGCCUGUUACAACCCGGAGGCUGCUAUCGCAUUCUGGCAGCGCCUGGUAAAUAACAAAGAAGAACAUGAGAUUCAUCAAUUCUUGUCGACACACCCUUCGAAUGAGAGUCGUAUCCAUGCUCUCAAUGAAAAACUCAACACAGCACAAGCUAUCUACCUGGAUGGUGGCUGCAAGAUGGCAAAUGAGUACAUGCCUGACUUUAGGAGAGCUUUCGCUUUGCACAGGGAGUUUUGAAGCACAUGGUUCCAAGUAUCUUUCACUGAUUGUACAUAAAUUAGUCUAUGUAAAUCCCCAAUUCUGUAUUACCACA